AUGUCUGACGAGGAAAAGAAACCAGUCGACGCGCCCGACGCAACCGAAGCGCCAGAGGCCAAGGAAGCCGUCGACAAGAUCGCAGAGGCAGCGCCGCCCGCCCGCCCAAGCAGCAUUAGCAAGACGGGCUUACUUGCGGGUGUGAAAAAGGCCGACGAGACUAUCCUGAGGUUGAACAAACUGCUAGCUUCCCCAGGCGGCCUCUCCGCAUUCCUCUCCACAUUCAACUACACCCUCUACAUCCUCGCCUACGCCCAGACAAAAUCUCCCGCCGUCUCCGCCUUUGCUACGAGGCUGCUCUCCCUCAUUCGCCCAGCAUGCGAUGACAGAAAGAUACCCGCCACUACCCUCGUCGACAAUGGCACCGUCCCGCCCGUUGCCGCCCUCGCCGUCCUCAUCUCAAAGACGCGCACAACCCUCCGUCUGACGGGCACCUUACCUCUCUACGCAUGGUUGCGCUCCCUCGCCUCGGGCCCCAAGCCAGGCACAGACGUCGUCUUGCAUAGAAUUGCUACGCUCCAGGCUAUGAGCUACUUUGUUUACCAACUGCUCGAAAACAUUUCUCUUCUCGCCGACUCGGGCGUCGUCUCUCCCCGCGUCAUCUCGGUACUCAACCGCGGCGACCCCAAGACUGCGCGUCUGUACCUGUACGCCUACCGCUGCUGGCUCGGCGGUGUCUCGUGCGACUUCCUCCGUCUGAUGCGCGAGUGGCAGAUUGAAGGCCGCAGGAGGCUCACCCGCCAGCAAAUGGUCGCCGAGGGCAAGGCAAUCGCAGAGUAUCAGGAUGAGGAGGACAAGAAGUUUGACAAGAGGUGGUGGACCGACUUCGUCAUUGCCAGCGCUUGGUUCCCCAUGGCACUGCACUUUAGCAGUGCCAGCGGUGGUAUUCCUGGCUGGAACCUAGGCAUUAUGGGUGCUUGUGGUUUGAUUGCCGGAAGCACCAGGAUGAAGGCUCUUUGGGCAAGUACGGCAUAA
Molecule: messenger RNA, 975 nt
Organism: Bipolaris victoriae FI3
Lineage: Eukaryota; Fungi; Ascomycota; Dothideomycetes; Pleosporales; Pleosporaceae
Exons: 2
Coding region: 1-975 (324 amino acids)
Biological process (GO): peroxisome fission
Cellular component (GO): peroxisomal membrane
Source: RefSeq, a predicted model, not a curated record